Messenger RNA from Pararge aegeria (speckled wood butterfly), 2147 nucleotides. RefSeq lists its product as uncharacterized. The transcript has 7 exons. The record is from RefSeq and is a predicted model, not a curated record. Gene Ontology annotation, molecular function: carbohydrate binding. Gene Ontology annotation, cellular component: external side of plasma membrane. Gene Ontology annotation, biological process: biological process involved in interspecies interaction between organisms. Bases 293 to 2119 code for a protein of 608 amino acids. Lineage: Eukaryota; Metazoa; Arthropoda; Insecta; Lepidoptera; Nymphalidae.
CUUAUGUCAAACAUUGUGUACCUAUUGCGACUGUCAGCUGUACGUCAAUAUGACAUUUUAUUCUCGCUCAAGGGAGUUCUUGAAAAGUUAAUUUCAUUAAACUUAACCAAAGUCUAAUAACUGAAAAAAUUAUAUUUCUUGUCUUUGCAAAUGAUGUAAUAAACAAUUUUCUAUAAACUUUGAACCUGUGUGUAUUGAUAUAGCCAUGAAAAUGGCUUUGGCAGAGGUUUAAAAAUUCCAUGCUACACGUAACACUAUCACUAAUUAGGAAAGAUGGUGGGUUGGAUAAAUUAUGCCAUGUGAUGGGCAGAGGAUGUCAGAGCGUCAGCUAUUAGACAGGAGUUGCCUGAAUGAAGGCAGCAUGGCUGUGCCAGUCAGUGUCAACAGUUUACCACAGCAUUGGAGGGAGUUUGCAUGCGGAGGUGGUGCAGCUUUCUGCAAUAUUCUCAUCAGCUACCCUUUGAACAAACUUAUAUUUAGACAGAUGAUGCAUGGAGUCGAAGCGACAUUUGCAUUGCACCAACUACAGAAAGAAGGUAUGGGAUACCUGUACCGUGGUAUGCUUCCACCUUUACUACAGAGAUCAAUGUCAAUGUCGCUCAUGUUUGGAGUCUAUGAUGAAUGCCUUCAGCCCCUCCUAGAGUACAAAAUUAAUCCCUAUGCUGCCAAAACUAUAGCAGGAGUAGUUGCUGGUUGCUUUGAAGCAACCCUAAUGCCAUUUGAAAGACUGCAAACUUUGCUGAUACAUCCCAAAUAUCAUAAUCAGUUCAAAAACACAGCCCACGCGUCAAGUCACAUUGCUAAAUACUAUGGAAUAAAAGAGUUUUAUAGAGGACUUGUGCCUAUCCUAUUGAGAAAUGGACCAUCAAAUGCCAUGUUCUUCAUUAUUAGAGAUGAAGUACGCAUACGUUUACCUAAUCAAGAAAACAUGCUUUAUGAAAGCAUACAAAAUUUUAUUGCUGGUGCAUCUAUUGGAGCUUUUCUUAGCACAUUAUUUUACCCCUUGAAUGUCAUAAAGAUAGCUAUGCAGUGUGAACUCGGAGGACCUCAUCGAACACUUAUUUAUGAAUUCAACUACAUUCUUAGAAAGAGAGGAUCCAAGUUUGCGAAUUUCUAUCAUGGGGCAUUACUUAAUAUAUCCCGAGCAUUUUUAAAGUCAAAACGUCCGGAGUUUCGCGACGACUAUCGCUAUGAGAAGGCUUUCGGCGCGUUCUACAAACUGCAUCCUGAAGCGGUAAACUGGUACCAAUCCCGCAUACGCUGUGAGGCGGAGGGUACUGAAUUAUUCGUCCCAGCUAACCUGGACGAGGCUGACAGUAUCCCGCUGCUCAUCGCUCCGAUAUUGACGAAAUAUGAAGGAGUUUACGUCGGCAUACACGAUUUGUACUCUGAAAGAACAUUUAUAACAAUCAAAGGGAACAGUUUGCAGGAUACGAUCCUAGAAUUGCUAUGGGAACUAAAACAGCCGCUGCACAGUGGAGGUCGAUGUGUAGCGAUGCGCCGCAAUGGAAAGCUUUUUGUACAUCCGUGCUCAAACACUCUACCAUUUGCCUGCAAAAUAAAGGCUUCCAAUGUUGUUUACUACCCUGAUUGCGAUACCUUCGAUUCUCGAUGGAAGCUAGGCCCUAACAGCACAUGCUACCAAGCACACAUAGAACCACAGAAAUGGCACGUGGCACAUUCAACUUGUUACUUAGCGGGCGGACACCUUGCGAUCUUGGAUACGAAGGAGGAAGCGGAGUAUAUUCGCGAGGUGUUCAAACAGGUCGACCAGCAUAAGACGCCUGGUGACUUCGCCUUCCUCGGAUUUAGUGAUUUGUUCCAACGAUAUCACUAUCGGACACUUUUUGGAGAAAGAUUACCACAAAUGGAAAUAAACUGGGACUUCAAAUGUCCGGGUAACUUCACGAAGUUGGAAGAUCGUUGCGGCGGUAUACGUAGGAGCGGUUUGCUCGCUACCGAGAAUUGUGGGAUACCGUCUAUGUUCUUCUGCGAGAAACCGUCCACGGGGGCGUUCAAGCACAAAAAAGCUUUACGACACGAUCCCAAUGGAUAUCGUACUAAACAUUUAAAUACUAUUGUGAAACUGAAAGGGACAAUGUUAGAAGAAUAUACGUGAUAUUCAUUAAAAAAGUUUUGUUUUUCAU